This is a messenger RNA of Cheilinus undulatus (humphead wrasse), 1323 nucleotides long. It is a transcript of the gene ccdc167, whose product is annotated as coiled-coil domain containing 167. The transcript is spliced from 4 exons. The coding region runs from base 98 to 415 and encodes 105 amino acids. The record is from RefSeq and is a predicted model, not a curated record. NCBI's taxonomy places the organism in Eukaryota, Metazoa, Chordata, Actinopteri, Labriformes, Labridae.
UUAGAAAGUGAAGAAAUGUAACAUGACGAAGAAGAAAAAUACUUCCGUAUAGUCAGAGUAACAGAACGCUGGUACACAGCUACACAGUAGCGCCAAAAUGCCAAAAUUAAAAGACAAGAGACGAGAGAAAAUCAGCGUGGCCACUGAGAUUGACCGUUUGGAGGACCGGAAGGCGCGUUGCCAAGACAACCUGGAGAGGGCUGAAUUCAAAAGCAGGAAGGAGAAACUCUCUGAGAGGGAAAGACAGGAACUUGAAGAUGAGAUGGCAUUGAUGAAUGAAAGAGUGCAAAAAUUAGACAAGGAGCUGGAAAUGUUACGAGGAGAGAAUCGAAAGAACAUGCUGCUCUCAGUUGCUCUGCUGGUCAUCAGUGUGCUCUUUUAUUAUGCCUUUUUCUACAAUGAAGAAGAUUCAUAAGACAAGCUGAUAUCUUAAAGGGACCUAAAGUAACACUUUCAAGACAGUGUUAUGAGAAAAGACAAGGCCAAAGGGGUGUGCAUACACCUGGAUUGAAUUUAUGAUUGUACUGCCUCUAGGUGGCAGCAUUGUCAUUUUAUUAACUUUCCUAUGGUCAGAUUUUGGACUGCAUGUUUAAAUUAUAUUUGCAGCUUUAAGCCUUUAAGUUUCUCUAAAAGUCUUUAAGACAGUCUAUACUUUCAUUUUGUUUUUGAAGCUUAAUGCAAAUGUCAAUGCAAGCAGAACACUGCAUCUGAAUACUUUGUCAUAACAUGGGCUUAUGUGGGCAGAUUAAGAGGAAGGAAGCUUGUUUUAAUGGUACUUAAUUUUGAUAAUUUAUGUUGAAACUAAACUAUAAAGUGCCGGUUUACAGUCAUUUUCUCUGAAUUUUCUUUUUUAUAAUGAAAUUGUGAAAAAGUGGAAACUAGUUCAUAUAAAGAGUCUUUAAAUAUUAUGUAGAUUUAAUCCUAUGCCACAGAUGAUCCACUGUAACAAAACUGACUUUUAUACAGUGUUUAUAAGAUGUGCUUUAACAAAGUGUGCCAAUCAAGUUGGAUAUAGCCUUUUUAAUUUACAUCAGAAUAAACUGUAUAAUUGAUAAAACUGCAUGUUUCAUGGACCAUUUGUAAAGUUACAUUGAUGAAAAUCUUUAAUACGGUUGUUAUACAAAGAUUUUGAAGCUGUGUAGUAUGUUUUGCAGUAGACGGUGAACCUGAAGGAUGUAUUUCUUGUUUUUGAUAACGAUGCUCUCCAUGCAACCAUCUGCUAAAAAAAAGCUAAAAUAUGCCAAAUGUUCAACAAAGUCUUUUUCUGAUAUAUGAAUAUUAUAUGUGUUUGAAAGAAGGCUUGAAAUCAUAUUAAUUCAGAAA